CUUGAGGCCUUAGGUAGAGUAAUAAAAAUAUCAAUCUGCUUGGUAGUAAUAGCAAAAAAAUAUAAAAUUAGAAAUCUUGAGGAUUUAAUAAAAGGUAGCUUAGUUUAUUUAAUAGUAGAAGGAAGCAAAAGAGUUGUAGCACAA
Molecule: messenger RNA, 144 nt
Organism: Dentiscutata erythropus
Lineage: Eukaryota; Fungi; Glomeromycota; Glomeromycetes; Diversisporales; Gigasporaceae
Source: the annotation of a GenBank genome assembly